GUAAAAAAAAGAAAAAAAAACAGAAGAGGGCGGGUUGGUGGGUGGGUGUGGGUAUGUGCGUAAAGAAAAGACCUCACGUCACGUGACCGCCUCUUACUCCCAGCCCCAUCAUUUGAGGAAUAACGUAACAUAUUUCCAUCUCAACGCCGCCGGAUCUGGAUGUCUUUUGUUUUUUUUUCCUCCAAUGUGUUUUAACGCCCAUUAAUCCGUAGGAUGCUAUUUCAACGAGCAGGGCUGUUCUAGCGAUAUUAUCGGACUAAAUCGGAGUUUUUUUUUUUAAAGGGAGCUCACAUUGAAGUCUGUGUGCCAGGAUUUGCAAGUGGAGGAAAAUACUGACCGGUCAUCAUGGCAGAAAACAACUUCCCUCCCCUGCCUCGAUUCAUCCCCCUCAGGCCAUGUUUUUACCAAGACUUCAAUGAGAUCCCAGACCAGCGUCGUACCAUGUGCAAGAGGCUCUACUACCUAUGGAUCUUGAAUAGCGCCACGCUGGCUGUCAAUCUGAUUGGCUGUCUGGCAUGGAUGUGUGGAGGCGGCGGAGCGGCCAACUUUGGGAUGGCCUUCCUGUGGCUCAUCCUCUUCACCCCCUGCUCCUACGUGUGCUGGUUCAGGCCCAUCUACAAGGCCUUCAAGACCGACAGCUCAUUCAACUUUAUGGCUUUCUUCUUCGUCUUCAUGGCCCAGGUGGUGAUCAGUAUUAUCCAGACUGUCGGCAUUCCAGGCUGGGGAGUGUGUGGUUGGCUGGCUACCAUCACCUUCUUCAGCACCAACGUUGGCUCAGCUGUGGUCAUGCUGAUUCCCACCAUCAUGUUUACUGCGGUGGCUGUACUCUCCUUCAUCGCUCUCACAAAGGUUCAUAACUUUUACCGUGGCAGUGGUGGCAGCCUGGGUAAGGCCCAAGAGGAGUGGGCCACCGGGGCCUGGAAGAACCCCCAUGUACAGCAGGCAGCUCAGCAGGCAGCCAUGGGGGCUGCACAGGGAGCCAUGCAACAGGGAGCCAUGCAACAGAACCAAUACUCAGCAGCUCCCACCUACAACUACGACGACCCGAUGUAGGACAGAGGAGGGGGCCGGGCUGCCGUGUGGGAGAGAUAAAAAGGGAUCAAUUUAGAACACAAUUCAGAAUUAGGUGCCCUUCAUUAUAACACUGUACAAGCUGAAUUCAAACAAAACAAAGUCAUAUUUUUGGUCGAAGUUUACUUUUAUUGGCAUGGGAGUAAAUCAUUUAAGUCACAUUUAAAUCAACAGUUACAAAGAAGCUGUUAUUUGUUUUGGUUCUUUUAAAUCUGCUCAGUUUUAGCCGGGCAGUGUGUUUGUUGCUUUCCGACGGAGACACAUAACAUAGUUAACACCAAUUCCCCUGAACUUCAUCAAUUUAUUCAGGUAGGUUCGUCUGUGGUCAACACAGUGACUUCUCUGCCUCUGCCUGUGUCAUACUUUAAAUACUUAAUUUAAUGACCUUUAAUGUGUUUUAGUGUACUUUAGUACAUACAUUAAGUGUUUACUUUCAUCAACCUGAAAGGUCACCAAAUGCAAGAAAUAGUUGCCCCUCAGCUGAAGUUUUGUCCAAAAUGCCCAGAAAAACAUUUAAUUACUUUUUUUGCUGAGAGUUAGAUAAGACGACAGAUGUCACUCUCUUAUCUGUACGAUAAAUAUGAAGCAUAUUAUCCUUUUAAUGCUGGAUGAGAUUGUCUUUUUCUUACUCUGUAUGGAAAAAGUUCAGAUAACAGAAUCAUUUCAAAAUAUACAAAAUGUAAAAGUUUACAGGAUGAUGAAUAAAACGUAAUCAAGUAAUUAGUCUAACAUAAUUUAAAUCAGAAGAUGUUUGCUGGAAGCAGUAUGAGUUUAUUAGUGUUAAAUCCCGAGAAAACCUUUUGCAAUUCAUGUUUUGGUGACCUGAUUGUGUUUUGUUUGUUUGUUUACUGAUGAAAAGUUUCUCUGCUUCAGUGAACCUUUCAGUUUUAUUCAGCAUCUAUUCACAUUCUCAGGAAAGGUGUGUUAGCUGGUUUUAAAUUCUACCUGUGAAGCCCUUUGAUUGUCAAUGUAUCAGGCUUUUUUUUUUUGUUUCCGUUUAUUAGCAUUAUUCAACCAUUUUGGGGUCAUUAACACAUCGGUUAUGUGUUCAGAAGGUUGAUUUCAGUGAAAUAAAUUCUUAUUACAUGUUAAAAUGAAGCACAUGCAGUAUUUAGGAUUGCUAUUUAUUGGAUAAAACAUUCCAAAUCAACAUUGUACAGGUUAAAAGUGAAAGAAAAACCAAAACACUUGCAGUUUGGACAUACAGUAAAUAUUAAUAAUCAUUGUUGUAGGUGGUCAUAGCAUUGUAUGAAGUGAUGGAUGUUUCCCCACCCUUUGGCAAAUUCUCCCACUCACCCCUACAUGUAAACGCUUAAAUGACUACUUGUUUCUGAAGCUCUGGAUUUCAGGCCUUGGUGUGUCAUUCCGUGGCUGUUGGUGUUAUUCUAUGAGUAGGUGUAAUAUGACAUUUAUAUAAAAGAAAAUAGAAUAUAAAAUAAUUCAAGACAACUAUUUCUUUUAUGACGUGAACUUGAGAGAGAAGAUAUUUGUGUGUAGCCCUCCUCGUGAGGCCUGACUGUGUCAUUGAUUUCAGUGAAAAGACUUCUUCAAGAUUCAGUAGAUGGUUAUUUACAGUAAUACAGUAUUAGACUUGAAACAGAUGUGAAGAUACGUAUCCGAAUGCUCGUUAUUCCAAAAACCUGUGCAUCGUCUUGUCUGAUUGUGAUGAUGUGGUAUUUAAUAGGCUGUUUGUUGUUUUACUUUUCAGUUGUUGUUUUGUGUACUUUGGAUGACGUGUGGAUGAAUCACGUAUGUUGUGUCUUUCUUUCCAUGGCUGUGGGUAACAGAUUUAUUAUCUUUUUUUUAAUUAUAAUUUCUUUUGAAACUUUUCAUGUUUGCACCUGUGCAAACUAAACUCACAGUGAAUCACAGUGGAGCAAUACUAACAUAGAUAUAUAUGAAACAUUAGAAUUAGGAUCACGUGGGGGGGUCCUGUUGAGCAGGUUUUAAAAUAUAGACACGAAUAGUGGUUAUGAAUUGAAAAAAAAAAGGGGGCCUGUUUUCAACUAGUAUAAUUUAACAACUGCAUAACAUUUUCACCAGCAGAGCCACAUACAGUAGUUAAGAUGUUUAACCCUGUGAACGAUUCACGCGCUCAUCUGUUAGUAAAUGCACUAAAUUUAGCCGGUCGGUUCUAUGAAUGAAGUGUAAAGUGCGCACAAAGACGGACAAACAAUCUACUCUUCUCUGCGUGCAGCAGGUCUUUGUGGUCUUUUGGUGUAAAUACAGCACAGUUAAUGUGAUUUAUGGGACUAACAGCUGUAUAGUUACUGUGUAGCAGAAACUGCAGUGCUAAUACUCUGCAUUUCAUGUUGCUGUAUCAAAGCUUCUGAAAGCCAUUUCCCAUUAACUCCCCCCCCAUGUUCCCACAUGUACUGUAUGUUGUUUGAUAUGUAUUAUCAUGUACUAUAUCAUAAUUAGAUAUAAAUAUAUAAUUACUUGAGGUGGGGUAAAUAUUUGCCAUGGAUAAAACACAUUCAGUAGAAACAUGCUCUAAUUAGGUGAAUGAAACGUUUGAGGAGGCUGUGUCUCCAUGAGUGAAGUAAACGAGGAAUACAUUUUUGUGUAUUACUUUUUGUAUUAUUUGGUCUUUACCCUAAUAGAUAUUAAACAGUUCUUGUUGCAUCUU
Messenger RNA from Larimichthys crocea (large yellow croaker), 3700 nucleotides. RefSeq names its product secretory carrier membrane protein 5a (gene scamp5a). Lineage: Eukaryota; Metazoa; Chordata; Actinopteri; Sciaenidae. The record is from RefSeq and is a predicted model, not a curated record. The transcript has 7 exons. Bases 346 to 1053 code for a protein of 235 amino acids. Gene Ontology annotation, biological process: protein transport. Gene Ontology annotation, cellular component: trans-Golgi network membrane; recycling endosome membrane.